Messenger RNA from Protopterus annectens (West African lungfish), 6652 nucleotides. It is a transcript of the gene PCM1, whose product is annotated as pericentriolar material 1. Gene Ontology annotation, cellular component: centriole; centrosome; ciliary basal body. The record is from RefSeq and is a predicted model, not a curated record. Lineage: Eukaryota; Metazoa; Chordata; Ceratodontiformes; Protopteridae. The transcript has 41 exons. The annotation marks the transcript as partial. Gene Ontology annotation, biological process: intraciliary transport involved in cilium assembly; microtubule anchoring at centrosome; centrosome cycle.
CUUGAGGAUUGGGGUGGCCCGCAUAAGAAAGCCAAUAGAUCAGAGAAGAACAAGAAAAAAUUUGGUCCAGGAACAGAGACUCUAAUUACGAAUGACAUUUCUCCAGAGUCUUCACCAGGAGCCGGGCGUCGUAAAACAAAAGCUCCACAUACAUUUCCUUACACAAGAUAUGCUACUCAGAUGUCUGUUCCUGAACAGGCCGAGUUGGAGAAACUUAAACAGAGAAUUAAUUUCAGCGAUCUUGAUCAGAGGAGUAUUGGAAGUGAUUCUCAAGGAAGAGCCACAGCUGCAAAUAACAAACGCCAGCUUGGAGAUAACAGAAAGGCAUACAACUGUUUGCCUUUACAAAUAAACACAAAUAAAAGCAAAGAUGCCAUUGUAGGGUCUCAUUGUAAGGAAAUUGGAGACUCAUCGCAGUUUAAGGAUUUACUUCUACCACCUGUGAGCCGAGAGACUUUGCAAGAUGAUCACCCUUUUCAGAUUGAAGAUGGAAGAAGGGAUCUAGUAAUAGACAGCGGUCAGCUUGUGAGCAAACUCGUUCAGAUUCGAGAUUAUAUUACAAAGGCCUGCUCCAUGCGUGACGAUCUCGUGGAAAAAAAUGAAAGAUCUGCAAAUGUUGACAGACUUUCUGAGCUUAUAGAACAUUUAAAGGAACAAGAAAAGUCUUACAUGAAGUUUUUACAAAAAAUGUUGGCAAGAGAGAAUGAAGAGGAAGAAGAUUUUCGUACUAUUGAUUCUGCAGCUGGUUCUGGUUCGGUAGCUGAGAGCACAUCCCUGAAUGUUGAUACUCAGUCGGUGGCUUCUGAUGUUACGGAAGUAUCUCUUAGUGUGAGAAUUCGGCCCCGCAUUGAGGACAAUCUAGGGAAUUCUACUUCACAAGGACAGGUUUCAGAAAGUGACGUAACUCCAUCUUCAAAAGAGAAAAGUGAGAAGGCUGCUGUGAAUGGCAGGGAAAUCUGGACUAGUAGGAUAAAUAGCAAGGACCCUGGAUUGCUGUCAAAGAUGGAUUACAGGUGUACUUUUUCAAUUGCAGCUGUAACUGAAACUACUGGAAGCAUUUCUGGCUUAAGUAUCACUUCAGAACUGAACGAGGAGCUGAAUGAUUUAAUCCAGCGAUUCCACAACCAGCUGUGUGACUCUCAGACUCAGCCUGUUCCUGAUAACCGAAAGCAAGCUGAAAGUCUGUCGCUCACCAGAGAGGUUUCAAGAAGUCAUAAUUCUUCCCCUUCAGGAUGUUUAUCUGAAGAGAAAGUUCAGCUAGCCAAACUGAAAUUACUUAAGGACAAAAAGCAAAAAAUGGAUAAACUUUUGGAUGAGCUGCACUCCUUGCAAGAGCAACAUUUGAACAAUAGUUCAGCUAUUUUAGGCUCUUCUCAUCGAGGUUCUGAACAAAGAAGUGUGACGUUAUCGACUGUCCCACUUACAAAUCAGGAACCUACUAGUCUAGCGGCUUCUGCUUGUCAGCUUGGUUCUGCAGCCUCUCGGGAAGAAAGUGAAGAUGACAUCCUUAACCCAAAAGAAAAACUUAGGAAACUUCAGGAGGUUCAUAAGCGUUUAAAUGAGCUACGUGAACUAGUUCAUUACUACGAGCAGACCUCUGAUAUGAUUACAGAUGCAGUAAAUGAACACAGUAAAAAUGAAGAUGAUACUGAAGAAUCCAUUUAUGACUCUGAACAGGAGAGUUCACAGCCCGUUACUAACGUUAGAAGCACACCAAGAAGGGGCAACUGGUUUGAAAGUCAAAGUUCCAGUACACAAUGUGGUACCAAUAAUCAAGAUAGGCUGUUGAAUGCUGCUUGUGAAAUCAACAACCGUGCUGCUGUGAAUGUAAGGACCCUGAAUGUGCCUACUGCAUUUGAUUGCAGAUAUAAUCCUGAUGGUGAAAAUGAGGCUGAUAAGGAUGGAGAAGCACAAGAUGAGGAUGAUGAACCUGAGGAAGAAAAUGUCAGUGAUGGCAGUGUAACAAGUCGUAGGAGCAGUUUAGCUGAUGAGUCUCCUCCUGAUCCUGAGUUUCAGCAGAAGAUUGACAGGCUUCUAGCUGCCAAACAAAAGCUUAAACGGUUACAAGAGCUUGUUGCUAUGGUACAGGAUGAAGAUGAUUCAAAGGCAUCUGCUGGAGAAGAAUCUAAGAGAGCAAAUUUCUCAGUUACUGCAUCUGAGGCAAAAGAGCAGCCUAACAACACCAGACCUGGUGUAACCAGAAGUCCGAAUGAAGUAGCACUGAAUGAAAAGGCAAGGGAAAAAUUUUAUGAAGCAAAGCUUCAGCAGCAACAGAGAGAGCUUCAGCAGUUACAGGAAGAAAGAAAACGUCUGAUUGAAAUUCAGGAAAAAAUUCAAGACUUGCAGAAGGCUUGUCCAGAUCUACAGUUGUCAUCAUGCAAAAGAAACUCUGCCUCAAAAAAGGUGUCACCAUCUGCUACAUCUACGCCUGCCACAGGAGAACAGACUGCAGUAAUAAGGACUGUUUCUGAUCCUGGAGUUUCUUCAGCAUUAGAUAAUGAGCUUUGGUCUGAGAUGCAGCGCCAUCACAGAUUUCGAGAGGAACUUCGUCAGCGGAGAAAGCAGCUUGAAGCAUUAAUGGCUGAACAUCAGAAGAGAAGAACACCUAUAGAGCCAAGUUCUGCCGCUGUUGCUGUAUCUGUUAGGAGUGAUGAGUCAGUCACUGAAGGAUCCCAUCUGAACUGUAGGACUGAAAAAACAACAGCAACAUGGGGAGGGUCUUCCCAAUGUGCUUUAGAUGAUGAAGAAGUGGAUGAUGGUGGUUAUCCUUCAGAUGGUAUUCUUCAGGCAACAGAAGAGGAUGAAGAAGAGGAGUCUGAAACCAGUUCUCAAGAAAACUACUCUAUGUACCCUAAUCCUAGCAGAAGUCAAAAUGCAUGCUACAUGAAAGAAAAAAAUAGGCUGAAGAAGAAACGUUCAAUAUCUGUUGAUGGGAAUUACCGUCCUUCAGCUAAAUCACAGCAGCAGCAAAAUGUCAGCAUUCAGCGUCAAGAAAAUUUUCGCUGGGCGUCUGAUUUGUCUUACACAGAGGAGAAAGAGUAUUGGCAGGAACAAAUAAACCAAUUAAAGAAACAGCUGACAUUUAGCACAAAUAUGUGCCAGACACUGAUGCAGGACCAACAGACAUUGUCUUAUCUGCUUCAGACUCUUCUUACUGGUCCUUACAGUGUAAUGCCUAGCAAUGUGGGCUCACCUCAGGUACACUUAUUAAUGCAUCAGCUAAAUCAGUGCUACAGUCAACUGGCAUGGCAGCAGAGCAAUGUACAAAGGUUGAAACAUAUGUUGAAUGAUGUUCUUCACCAGCAACAGCAGCCACAGCCAAAGUCAUCAAGAAAGAAAAGGGACAGCAGUGGGCCACCUCCUCCAUCUCCUAAUAUUUAUUGUCCCUUUAGUUUUCCUUCACCACCUAUGAACUCAUUUCAAAUGAGUGGGAUUCCAAACUACACCUCCAUGGCACCAGUUUCAAGUUCAUAUCUUGGAAAGCAGUGCUGCUCAUUACCGUGCCUUUUGCAAGAUUAUCUGUGUUACAAGCUGUUAGUUAUUCUGUUUUAUGUAAUCUUUCAACAGGAUAAAGAAUCAAAAAAUCAGAGUGAGAAUUUUACAUACUCUGGAUUGUCCACAUGUAGCACAGAUACUGCGCUGACAAAGCAGAAAACCUUCAAGAAUUGUGAUCACCUGUUAACUUCCUUUGAAGCUAUUUCUUCUGAAGAAAUUUCUGCAGUCUCUAAUAACUUUCCAAUAAUUUCCACUACCCAUUCCUUAAAUUCUUCUCUUAACAGGAGUUGGAGGCCGACUGAAGAAGUGGAUUGUGUAGGAGCCACCUGGAUAAAUGAAGGCUGCGAAAGUGAAGCUGAAAGUAGAAAGUUACCCCAUGUGCAGGUGAAGUUGGCUGCAUCUUCACCCACUGUCACCCUUGGCAGCAUAAAGCAGCAGUGUACUGAUGGUAACAGUAGAAGGCGUCAAUUUGAUGAGGCAUCUGUGGAGAGUUUUAGUAGCAUGCCUGAUCCAGUGGAUCCCACAACUGUCACAAAAACAUUUAAGUCUGGAAAAGCAUCUGCACAAGCCAGCCUGGCAUCAAAAGACAAAACUCCCAAAUCAAAGACCGUGAAAAAGAGGAAAGGUUUAGUGCAGCAGAACAUUAAAGGAGCAAACAGUUUUGGCCUUGAAAGUGAAAGUGUAUCCAGUGCAAGUGAGUUAAGUAAAAACAGGAACCAGCCUCCUGCCCUGACAGAGGAAUCCCUAAAGAAGCACAGCUUCAAGACAAAGCACAGGGAUGACCACUUGGAAAAAAUCAUGAAACGAAAAAAGACCAUUGAUAUGUCGUCAGCAUGUACUAGGAGGGCACUGCACCAGUCUAACAGAAAUGCAUGCACUGAAGUACCAGAAACUGGAAGUGAUUUUUCCCUGUUUGAAACGCUGCGAGAUACUAUAUAUUCAGAAGUAGCCACCCUGAUUUCACAGAAUGAAUCCCAUCCACAUUUUCUAAUUGAAUUGUUCCAUGAGCUCCAGCUGUUGAAUUCAGAUUAUUUGAGACAGAGAGCCCUGUAUGCACUACAGGAUAUAGUCCCUAGACAGGUAUCCGAGAAGAAAAAGGAGCAUGAAUCUCCAAGAGCUGAGGAUUCAUCUGCAUGGUUGACCUCAAAUUCAGAACUUACUCCCAGUGAAAGUCUUGCUACAACUGAUGAUGAAACACGUGAUAAGAAUGAAAUCAAGCAAGCCCUUGGUGAAGUAGAGCAAAAGGAUGCUGAUAAUGUUAGUAUGCUAUCAACCUCUUCAAAUUUCGAACCUUUUGCCACUGAUGACCUUGGCAAUACUGUGAUUCACUUAGAUCAAGCACUGGCUAGAAUGAGGGAAUAUGAACGUAUGAAGCUUGAGGCUGAAAGCAACGAAAUUUCUGAGGGCUGUUGCAGUAACUUUAAGGAUGCGUCUGCUGAUGAAGAAGGCCAAGAUACAAGGGAUGACUGUCCAACAGAAAACAUUUGUGAUGCUUCUAAUAUCCAUUGUCCUCGUAUUGACACGCAACAACUGGACAAACAGAUCAAAGCCAUUAUGAAGGAAGUGAUUCCUUUUUUAAAGGAGCACAUGGAGGAGAUCUGCUCUACACAUUUGCUGACAUCUGUAAGACGAAUGGUGCUGACUCUAACGCAACAGAAUGAUGAGAGCAAGGAAUUUGUGAAGUUUUUCCACAAGCAACUUGGAGGUAUACUGCAGGAUUCUUUAGCAAAGUUUGCUGGUAGGAAGCUGAAGGACUGUGGUGAAGACCUACUUGUAGAGAUUUCUGAGGUGCUGUUUAAUGAACUGGCUUUCUUCAGACUCAUGCAGGACUUGGACAACAGUAGCCUUGGCACAAAACCAAAAUUUGAACGAAAGAAUGAUACUGCUGAUCUGAAAGAGUCUGACAACAGGGAGGAGAAGUGUAAAGAAGAUUUUUCUCCAUCUACAGAGGCGCUUGAAGAUGAAGAUAAAGACAGGGAUGAGACUGAGACACUUUUGGCAGAAGGACAAGAACUGAAUGGGCGUAAAGCAGAGAAAAAUGGAAGCUGUGUACCCUCUGAUCAGGAAGAGGAAGAAGAGUGCAAGAACUUCCCAGUUUCUAUUAGUUUAUCCAUGGCAGAGAGUCAGGCACUUACAAACUAUGGCAGUGGAGAAGAUGAGAAUGAGGAUGAAGAAAUGGCUGACUUUGAAGCAGGGCCUGUGGAUGUUCAGACUUCAUUGCUAGCCAACAGUGAAACAGCAGAAGAAAAGGAGGAGUUACUAGAAGCUGAAUCCCCAAAGGCUUCGAAGGAAUGUGAAAGACAUUUGGAACACGUGACCUCAGUCAACACUGCAGAUGAAAGUGAAGUCCUCCCUGAAUUGAUGGAGUCGAAGAAAAAUGAAGAUGCAGCUGUCAUUGCUGUGGUGGUUACCGAAAAUGAGACUGUCGCUUUACCAUGUAUUGGAGGAGGACAGUCUGGUGUAGCAGACGAUAUGCAAGCCGAAAACAAAUCAUCCACAAUAACUCCUGAAAGCUCUUUGACUGGUAGUCCUGACACCAACUCACCAGUAUUGGUUAAUGAAUUUGACCCUGGAUCAGGAAACGUGAGCCAAAAAUCUGAUGAAGAAGACUUUGUUAAUGUGGAAGAUUUGCCCAUCAAGUUGUCUGUUUUCUCUGAGAAUGAGUUAGUAAGCCGAAUGACAGAUGAAGAAUUAAAGAAUAACCUUUCUGUGGAGCUUGUAAACCCAAAUGGAAAGGAAACUGAAGAACUAGCUGGAGAUUCACAAGCAUUAAAGGCACCAGAUACUGUUGGAAGUCCUAUCAGCACAAGUUAAAGGCACCGUAUGUCUGGAUUAUUCAACACAUUCACUUAAAAAUUCAAACUGGCAUUGUAUUGAAGUUUUGUUUCAAGUGUUUUCUGUUUUUAAUGUAUAAAACUGUAAAUUAGUUUUUGAUGCACUGCCUUUUAAAACUGUUUUUCCACCUCCUUCUCCUGGUUGUACAACACUAGAUUUAUUUGCAAAUUAGAAAUAUGCAAAAUUCUUAAUGCACUGUUUUCCUCCAUCCUACUUCAUUAUUUUGUUUCAACUUAAUGUGUGUUAACGUCUUAGAUGGAGGAAGUAUUUUAAAUAGGUUUAAGUUGUACUUUUUAGUUUAAAAAUAAAUUUUUAACUUAUU